Messenger RNA from Gaeumannomyces tritici R3-111a-1, 1563 nucleotides. RefSeq lists its product as hypothetical. Gene Ontology annotation, molecular function: serine-type endopeptidase activity. Bases 1 to 1563 code for a protein of 520 amino acids. NCBI's taxonomy places the organism in Eukaryota, Fungi, Ascomycota, Sordariomycetes, Magnaporthales, Magnaporthaceae. The transcript has a single exon. The record is from RefSeq and is a predicted model, not a curated record. Gene Ontology annotation, biological process: proteolysis.
AUGUCAUCUACCACAUCCGAGGUCGUGCGGGCUCCGGUUGAGGCCAAGCCGGAGCUCAUUGUGAUCUUCAAGACCACUCCGGUCGCCAAGGUGACGGGCCGUGGGCUUGUAGCAUCGAGCGAGGACGUCAGCUCGGUCAAUGAAGUCCUGAGCCGCCACAACGCCUCUCUGAAGCUCCUCUUCGGCCAGGACGAGGCGCGGCUCCAGGCCCAACAGGCCGAGGUCGUUGCCGCCGCGGCCACAAUCGCCCCCGCCCUCUACGGCGCCGGCGAGGACGACGACGAGCAGCACGAGGCCGACAUCGUGGCGCCCGCCGCCCUGGCCGCGGCGUCGCUGCCCGAUCUCUCGUCCUUCUACACGCUGGACGGCGAGGUCGAGGACCCGGAGGCGCUCGCGGCCGAGCUGCUCCAGCAGGAGCUGGUCGACGCCGCCUACGUCACGCCCCCGGCGGCGCCGCCGCUGUUCCUCAACGUCGAGCGCGAGGACGGCGGCCCGCCAAGCGACACCGAGGCGCCGCCGGUGACGCCCAACUUCCAGUCGCGGCAGGGCUUCCUCGGCGCGGCUCCGGGCGGCAUCGAGGCGCUGUGGGCGCGCACGCAGCCGGGCGGCAAGGGCGACGGCAUCCGCAUCGCCGACGUCGAGUGGGGCUGGCGCUUCACGCACGAGGACCUGCGGCAGCAGCUCGGCGGGCUGCUGGCCGGGUCCAACAGCACCGAUACGGGCUUCGUCAACCACGGCACCGCCGUGGCCGGCGUCGUGGGCGGCGACGAGAACGCCAUCGGGGUCCUGGGCAUCGCGCCCAACGCGCCCUUCUACACGUCGUCGCUGGUCGACCAGAGCACGUCGGCGGCCAUCAAGGCCGCGGCGGACCGGCUGAGGGCCGGCGACGUCAUGCUCCUCGAGGUGCACCGGUCGGGCCCGCAGGCACCGAACCCGGCGCAGGGCCAAAAGGGAUACAUCGCCAUCGAGUGGUGGCCGCAGGACCUGGCGGCGAUCCAGUACGCCGUGGCCAAGGGCAUCGUCGUGGUCGAGGCGGCCGGCAACGGCUCCGUCAACCUCAACGACCCCAUCUACGACAGGCCGCAGGCCGGCUGGCCGUCGACGUGGCGCAACCCGUUCCGCACCACCAACCCGACGUCGGGCGCCGUCAUAGUCGGGGCCGGGGCGCCGCCGCCGGGCACGCACGGGCGCAACUGGGGGCCGGAUCGGUCGCGGCUCGACUUCUCCAACCACGGGCUCCGGGUGGACGCACAGGGCUGGGGCCAGGAGGUGACGACGACGGGCUACGGGUCGCUCCAGGGCGGCGUGUCGCAGGACAUCUGGUACACCGACACCUUCAACGGCACGUCGAGCGCGUCGCCCAUCGUGACGGGCGCGGUGCUGAGCGCGCAGGGCUCGCGGCGGGCGCGCGGGAAGCGCCUGCUCACGUCGCACGAGUUCCGCUCGCUCCUCCGCGCUACCGGCUCCCCCCAGCAGGCCAGCCCCCAGGCGCCCGUUUCGCAGCGUAUCGGCAACAGGCCGAACCUGCGGCAGCUGAUCCCGGCGGCGCUGGCGCGUCCCUAG